Messenger RNA from Pseudozyma hubeiensis SY62, 423 nucleotides. RefSeq lists its product as hypothetical. The coding region runs from base 1 to 423 and encodes 140 amino acids. The transcript has 3 exons. NCBI's taxonomy places the organism in Eukaryota, Fungi, Basidiomycota, Ustilaginomycetes, Ustilaginales, Ustilaginaceae. The record is from RefSeq and is a predicted model, not a curated record.
AUGCUGGGCAAUCUUGACUUGUGUCGUGGGGUUUCAGCCUGCGCUCGCCUGUCUCGUGCCUGCAACUGUCGAUCCUACCAUUGUCUGCAUCUGAAAGAAUCGACGACGUGCAGCGUGCAAGCACAAGAAAUUUUCCGCAGCUUCAUCUCGGCUGCUCCACCGCUGUUUGUUCGUGCUCGGACGGUGCAUCGAUUCCAUUUGACGAUCCUGCAUCGCCCCACCGAUGUACCUGCUUUCAAAGGUUGCGUGCUCCAUUGUCGGAAUUGGCGUUAUGAGUUCCCCACGUCGGAUGCCGGUCUUUUUCAUUCCCCUCACUGCACCGGCUAUCCAACACCGCAGCUUGUUGAAUGCCGACACAUGCGACUGUCGAGACCGCGAAAUGUAGAGCGCGAUCGUGGUCACAACAGCCAUGUCUCUUCAUAG